This is a messenger RNA of Linum trigynum, 3395 nucleotides long. The record is from the annotation of a GenBank genome assembly. NCBI's taxonomy places the organism in Eukaryota, Viridiplantae, Streptophyta, Magnoliopsida, Malpighiales, Linaceae.
AUUAAGAAUAAAAUUCAUCUUGCUCUAAGUUCAAGAAUCAUCCAAAGGAAGUGUAGAAAAGCAAAAGAUGUGGAUUAGGAAGUCAAAGAUGGAUCAUGGGCGAGCACAUAGAAAACUACAUGGGACGAUUGUAAAGAACAAAAAUGACAAAUUGGAGGGAAGGAGCAAUGGGGGAAUUUCAUACUGGCGGGAAAAUGUCCUUACACUCCCUAUCUCUUGUAUAAAAACCCUAGUGUCCGUCACCCACUCUCUGUUUGACAAUUUCCCGUCCCUUCCCCAUGUCGAAAUGAUUCAUUUUCACCAUUUCUGAACCCUGCCAAAAUCCAACAAGAGGUUUGUGAAAACCCUAGAAUUCUUCGUUCGCUAAUUCCACCAGGUAAGUUUCUACAGGGCGAUUGUACACUGAACUACUCAUUACAGUACCGGAAAUGCUAGGGUUCGUGGUCUUACAGUAUUCCGAGAUUAAGCGCAUCUUUCUUUUCCCCUUCUUAAUCUAUACCGUUGAGGAUUUUUCACUAGGCAUAUUCUCGAAUUGCAGGUCUAGAGUGGGGUUUUUCUGAAUUUGUGGUCUUUGAGUGAUCUCGUGUUUUCUGGUCGAGAAAAUGGCUGAUGCAUUUGAUGACGAGACUGAGCAGACGGUCACCAUGGAUGAGUAUCUUAAAGAGGUUGAAGCUGAGGAACUGGAAGCUGAUUUGGUAUUGGGUGGAGACGAGGGUAAGGAAUGCACCUAUAACAUGGGUUAUAUGAAGAGGCAGGCAAUCUUUUCAUGUCUGACUUGUACGCCUGAAGGGAAUGCUGGAGUUUGUACAGCCUGCAGCUUGUCUUGCCAUGAUGGCCAUGAGAUUGUUGAAUUAUGGACCAAAAGAAAUUUCAGGUGCGAUUGUGGAAAUUCAAAGUUUGGGGAGUUCUUUUGCAAGCUUUGCCCUAGCAAAGACGUCGAAAAUGCUGACAAUUCAUACAAUCAAAACUUCAAAGGUUUAUACUGCACAUGUGGGCGUCCCUAUCCUGAUCCAGAUGCUAAAGAACAAGAGGAGAUGAUUCAGUGUAUCUUGUGUGAGGAUUGGUUUCAUGAGGAGCAUCUGGGUCUUGAGACUGUUAGCGAGAUUCCUAAAGACAGUGAUGGGGAACCACUGUAUGAGGAUUUCAUUUGCAAAACAUGCUCAGCAGUAUGUUCUUUUCUGACACUGUAUCCUCAAACCAUCCGAGCUACAGAAUGCCAGGCUGGUGUUUCCGCUUCUAAUACCAGUAAAGAUAAAGGCGUAAUGGAAAGCAAUCCUGCCCCUUGUGCAAGUGGCAAACUCGAGAACAAUGUUUGUUCUGGUUCUUCUGCAAAUAGUGAUGCACUCAGUAGUAGUCCAAAUCACGUGGCGGUUGAGAAGGGAUCUUCAAGCAAUGGAACUCUCGAGAAGAGCAAUUGUUCAGAUGCAUGUGCAAAGGACACUGCUUGUGUCUUGGGUGUCGGUUCCAUGGUAUCCCCACCGACUACUUCAGAGACCAAAUCCUUCUUUCUGGGCAAAAGCUGGAGGGAAUCUUUGUGCAAAUGUGGGAAUUGCUUAGAAAUGUAUAAGCAGAAGCAUAUAAGCUAUCUAAUUGACCAGGAGGACUCAAUUGCUGAGUAUGAGAAAAUUGCAAAGCAGAAGAGGGAAGAGAAGCUACAGAAACAAGAAGGUGCUGAGUUGGAUUUUAUCAAUAAUCUUGGUCAUGUAGAGAAGAUGGAGAUACUCGGUGGCAUUGCAGACUUCAAGGAUGAGUUUCGUUCUUUCCUGGAGUCGUUUGAUCCAUCGAAGACAAUAACUUCAUCCGAUGUGCAUCAGAUCUUCGAGAAUCUGGCAAAGAAGCGCAAGCGCACGUAGCGUGAUUUGCUAAGGAAAUCUAAAGCAGCAGUCAGCUCUUGUUUUAAGUUAAAGCAAACCUUGUUGCGGGUUAGUUUGAGAACUGAACUACAACCUUCAACCUUGUGUAGUGAUAGGAGGAUGACCCUCAUGGAAACAAUAUCAUUGUGUUGAGUUAUACCAGGAGUCCAGGUCUCCAGGACCUAACUCGGGCGGUUUUGUAGAAUCCUGUGUUAUCAUGUUUGAAUCAUGCAUGUGUUCAACUUUGAUUUCCCUCAACGGUUGUCUCUGUCCUGUUCCCUUAAAUUAUCCAACAUGGGUGACUCCAGUUGGCUUCUUCCUGAAUUGGCAAGUCAUCUUUGUGUGUAGUGACCUAGUGAAUUUCUCAUUGCCAAACUUGGGGGGUUGUUAUCUUUCAUCGAAGAUCGGUUUGUUUCUCCAACAUUUUUUCUAGUAUUGUCCCCAGUCACAAAAGCAACAUACAUAAAAAGUACUCGCAUAAUUUAAAUUGAUCGAGCUUGUUGUACGAAUAAUGCCCAGAAAACCACAACUAUCCGUGCAUUUUAGUGCAUCACUUGUGUAGUUUGUGUAACAAUUUCCUAGCAAAAAAGCUUAAUUUCCUCCCAAAACAAGGCUUGCAGACCAAAAUGUGAAGAAUGGGUGACUUGCCCAAACUCAAGAUCCAGUAGUUGUCAACUGAAACCGUCGUUUGGGAAGUCAUCAGUCAAACCUUUCACAGUCUCACUCCCCCAACUGAAAAAGACAUGGCAACCAUUUAGCAUUCAAAACAAUCCAUUUCGUUUACCAUGUCAAACCUCGACCAUGUAAAAUUAGGUGUACAAAGCAUCAUCAUGAUGCCUCCACUUCUGAGGUGGUAAUUUUAACUUGACCCAAAAAUGGAUGUCUUGUAAUUUCACAACCACAUGUGACAUAUCACCGAACUUUUCUUCUUUCUCAUUCAAUAGGGUUGAAAAUGGUACUAGGGGGAUUUGAAGGUACAAUUUUUUUUUUCAUACUUCAUUAAUUGCCAUGGGAAAUUUCGACACCAUGGUAUGGAAAUUUUAAAAGCUCAAAACAAGCUUAGCUUGCGCUUAUGGGUCAUCCGACACGACACAAAGGGAAGUGAAUGAGCACGCACAUAAUUUACAUAGUUUGCUAAACACGAUGCAUGUAGCUAUUUCAUGCACAGGGGAGACUAAUUAAACUAUUUUGUGGACAAUGGACAUACUUCAAAGCAAACUUUGAGCACAUUAAUCCGACUGACCAAAUAACUAAUUAGGGGUGCUAAAUUGAGUAUUUGUAGAACCGUUCUCCUAAUCCUAAACAAUAAGAUCGAAAAGAGAAGGCCGACGAACAAAAUCCAUAGCAGAUAUUCAAGACAUUCUAAUAAUGCUCACUAACACCAAAUCUUAAUAGUUUAGUCAUCCUUUACUCAAGAAAGUCAAUAUCUACGACACGAAUUCAAAACUCUCUCAAAUGAAGAUCAGUACAUCAUUAACAAAACGCACGCAGGUGAGGAGGAUAUAUUUUACACCGAUGAUAGAAUUAACGCAGACCUUAAAC